Molecule: messenger RNA, 3393 nt
Organism: Salarias fasciatus (jewelled blenny)
Lineage: Eukaryota; Metazoa; Chordata; Actinopteri; Blenniiformes; Blenniidae
Product: disks large-associated protein 2-like
Exons: 14
Coding region: 157-3393 (1078 amino acids)
Biological process (GO): signaling
Cellular component (GO): postsynaptic specialization; glutamatergic synapse
Molecular function (GO): molecular adaptor activity
Source: RefSeq, a predicted model, not a curated record
CGCCAUGGGAAAGUACAGCCGCUCCGCCGCCGCAGAUGUUUGUAACGGACGACACCAUGAGCGUUUUCACGGAUGCCAGGGGACAUGAUCGCCUCUCCUUUAUCUAUGUGCCGUUCACUAUCGAAGAAGAAGAAGUGACCUUCUGCGAGUCGGAAGAUGUCAGCUCUGAAGAAGGUGUUACCAUGGCUACUACAGACUCACUGCUGUCUUUUCUUUGAGAAGGACUCAGACCAGAAGUUUUCAUCUUGGUCCCCGUCUCGAAAGUUCAAUGAAGGCAGACGCCUACCUCCAUCUAGGAACAUGAAGGGCUUAUCCGGCAGCCGUUCCCACCACCAGAUUCCUUUACCCCACGGCUUGGACUAUGACCCCCACGCCCAUGACCUCCACGCCCGCCAUGGCUCCGAGUCCCGCCACUCAUCCUACCUGCUCAGCCCCACGGAGAGCUGCCCUAUGGACUUCCACCACCGCUACUCGCCGCGCAGCUCCAUCCACUCCGACUGCAUGAUGAUGUCGCCCGUCCUGAUCGCCCCGCCCGCCGCGCCGGAACACAUCUCCAGCAGCACCUUCCCCAGAAUGCACUACAGCUCUCAGUACUACGACUCGGCCACACGCGACGACUGCGCCGCCAUCACAGCCUCCGCCACCUCGCCGGCCGUCGCGGCGGCGGCGGCGGCCGCGGCCGCCUCCUCCCACCACGCCGGCACCAAGAGCAACCGCCUUCCCGCCAACCUGCUCGACCAGUUCGAGAAACAACUGCCACUGCACCGCGACGGCUUCCACACAUUACAGUACCAGCGCACCUCCACCACCACCGAGCAACGCAGCGAGAGUCCCGGCCGCAUCCGACACCUCGUCCAUUCCGUCCAGAAGCUCUUCACCAAGUCCCACUCCCUGGAGGGCUCGUCCAAGAUGAACGGCACGAAGGGGGACGUAGGAGGCGGAGGAGGAUCGGGGGGUUACUACCAUCACGGCCAUCACUCCACCAAACACGGUAGCAAGAGGAGCAAGAGCAAAGAGCGCAAGCACCGCUCGGGCGGCUGGUGGAGCUCGGACGACAACCUGGACAGCGACAGCACCUACCGCACGCCCAGCGUCAUGUCGCGGCACCACGGCGAGCACGUCAGCAGCCACUGCUACCCGGAUUCCAUGCACAGCCACCACUUCGGAGACCUGUCGCUCAAGGCCUCCAAGAGCAACAACGACGUCAAGUGCUCGGCGUGUGAGAGCAUGGCCAUGGCGCCCGAGGGCAAGUUCAUGAAGAGGAGCUCCUGGUCGACGUUAACGGUCAGCCAGGCCAAGGAGGCCUACAGGAAGUCAUCGCUUAAUUUAGAUAAACCCAUGAUGCACACCGACCUCAAGUCAUCGCGGACGUGUCACUAUCUGCAGGUGCCCCAGGACGAGUGGAGCGGAUACCCGGGGGACAAAGACGAGGAGAUCCCGUGUCGGCGGAUGCGAAGCAGCAGCUACGUCAAAGCUAUGGGAGAGGUGGACGAUGAGAGCGGGGAUUCCGACACCAGCCCGAAGAUGUCUCCACAGAAGGCCAUCCGACCGGACGCUCUUGUCCUUAAAUCAGCCAUGCAGAGACCCCAUUUAGACUCGCACAGCCAGGGCUACCACUUGCAAACAAGAGAUUUGCGGCCCCACCCUAGUGUAACGCUGGACCCUGCCACCUCCUUUCACCCCCCACCCUUCCGCUCUCGCAACCAGAGCUACAUGCGCGCCGUCAGCACCCUCAGUCAGGCUAGCUGCGUCAGCCAGGUGAGUGAGACUGAGAUCAAUGGCCAGUUUGAGUCAGUUUGCGAGUCCGUUUUUAGUGAAGUAGAAUCCCAGGCUAUGGAGGCCUUGGACCUGCCUGGUUCGUUCCGCACUCGAAGCCACAGUUACCUCCGUGCAAUUCAGGCUGGUUAUUCCCAAGAUGACGACUGCUUGCCUUCAAUGACAUCCUCCACUGUCACUUCAACUCUCAGAUCCACAACAGGCGCCCGUAGCUUAGCUGGGGGGCGUAGAGAGUACGGUAGGUCUGGGAUUCAGUUCCGUCUCCCUACUUCCUGCAGCGUGGACCGCGCUCAGCCUCCUCCAGCGGUAUCAUAUCCUCCCAGUUACAAGAAGACUCCACCUCCUGUGCCCCCGCGCACCACCACCAAGCCUCUUAUCUCUGUGACAGCCCAGAGCAGUACAGAGUCCACACAAGAUGCCUACCAGGAGGGCAGGCACCCGCGGGGCGGUCUGUGGACCACGGACAGCCUCGGCCGUCCCAUCUACAGCUCCAUGGACAGCCUGGACAGCACCAAGGCGGUCACCAUGGCCAUGGAGUCGGCGGCGAGCAAGAGGCAUGCCUCUUUGGGCAGCCACACUUCCAUCCAGACGUGCGACAAGGCGGUGCUGGUGUCCAAGGCCGAGGAGUACCUCAAAACCCCCCGUUCCUCCAUUGGGAUACAGGUGGAAACUGUGACAGACUCUGAGACUGAGAGUAAAGGCCUUCCUCAGUUCCAUUCGAUCGGGAUCCAGGUGGAGGAUCACAAACGGCACGGGCGGUUCAAGCGCUCCAACAGCGUGACCACUGCCGUGCAGGCAGACUUAGAGCUGGAGGGCUUCCCCUCCACGGAGGACAAGGGUCUGCAGUUCGGCGGCGGUUUCGGCCGCCACUCGGAGCCCAGCACGCCGACGCAGUACGGCGCCAUCCGCACGGUGCGCACGCAGGGCCUGUUCAGCUACAGGGAGGACUACCGGCCCUCCAGCGGGCCCUCCAGCCCGCAGCCCGAGCCCUGGCUGGUGGAGCCCAGCCUGGAGAGCACCGACACGGGCCGGGUGUCCCCUCUGCGCCGGGACGGCAGCUGGUUCAUGCAGCUGCUGCACAACGAAACCAAGCGGUUGGAGGGAUGGUGCAAGGAGAUGGAGAGAGAGGCCGAAGAGCACGACCUGUCGGAGGAGAUCCUAGGAAAAAUCCGGAGUGCGGUUGGAAGUGCACAGCUCUUAAUGUCUCAAAAGUUUCAGCAGUUUUACUGGCUGUGCCAGCAGAAUUUGGACCCCAGUGCCAUGCCCAGACCCACAUCUCAGGACCUGGCUGGAUUCUGGGACCUUUUGCAGCUUUCCAUCGACGACGUCACUGCCAAGUUUGACGAGCUGCAGCAGAUCAAGAGCAACCACUGGCAGCUGGUGGAGAGCCCAGAGAAGAAGGAGCGGAAGUGGCCGCCACCUCUGCCCAAGAGGCCCUCCAAGGGGCGUGGCAGCGUGAUGCGGGAGCGUUCUCUGGACCUUCAGGACCGCCAGCGUCAGGAGGCUCGCCGGCGCCUCAUGGCGGCCAAGCGUGCGGCUUCUUUCAGACAGAACUCGGCCACAGAGCGGGCGGACAGCAUCGAGAUCUACAUCCCCGAAGCCCAGACGCGGCUUUGA